Molecule: messenger RNA, 1119 nt
Organism: Cygnus olor (mute swan)
Lineage: Eukaryota; Metazoa; Chordata; Aves; Anseriformes; Anatidae
Product: zinc finger CCCH domain-containing protein 11A-like
Exons: 8
Coding region: 1-1119 (372 amino acids)
Source: RefSeq, a predicted model, not a curated record
AUGUCCCAAGCCCCUACACACCCUCCAGUUGUACUCAAUGCUGCAGAUGAUGAUGAAGAUGAUGAUGAUCAGCUUUUUGAGGAAGGAGAAGAAAGUAAAACUCCCGUCCAGCAACCGGCUGAGGAAGGCCAAAAUGGAUUACGGAUGAUUUCCACUCGGAAAGCCAGUGCUACUACUGCUAAACAAGAGGACGGUCUGAAUUUUGGAAUAAAAACACUUGAAGAAAUCAAAUGGCAGAAAAUGAAGGAAAAAACUAAGAGACACGGUGAAGGUCCUUCAAGAUCUUCUCCUCCUCCCGUCGAUUCUAUGAUUUUUCCUGCUCCGGACAAGGAAAAUGUCCGGACAGUGGUGAGAACUGUGACACUGUCUACAGAGGAAGGGGAGGAACCUGUGAUUCGACUAGAUCUUGCUGAGAAACAAGGAAAACGGAAAGCCUCCGUGGCUGAUGUAAGCGCCCUUCCAGUGAAGCGCAGCCUCGCUGAAAGGCUGGGGAAGAAGGCGGAGGUGCCGGGAAAUGCUGACAAAGCACCGAAGAGAGUUCAAGUUGCCAAGUCUGUGAAGGAGAGACUAGGCUUACCUUUUCAACAGACUAGUACUGCGAAAGGGAAGGCUGCUAAGCCAAAGGGAGAGAUCCAUGUGAAAACACUGGAGGAAAUCCGUCGUGAGAGAGCUCUUCAGAGACGAGAAACUCAAGCCAAAGCCCACGCUGAAUGGCAUGAUAAAACCGAAGAUCCCAGCGCAGGGGCAAGACCCGCUCCUGCAGGUCGCGUCAAAACUUUCUCCGAAGCCUUGGCUGAAAAAAAGAAGAACGGCUUGGUAGAAGAGAAGAAAAAAGCAGGAGAAUUCCAUCCCAAGAUAAAAAUUCAGGGUGAGCCCAAGAAGCAGAGUGUGCUCACUCUGUCCAGGCCCGGCAAAGUGCAGUCGAAGGAGCCGGCAGGUAAAGUCAAGGCAGAAGGAGAAGUGCGUGUUAAAACCUUGGAGGAAAUAAAACGCGAGAAAGCUCUGCGGAUGCAGCAGUGUGGAGGAAAUGUGCCAGCUCCCCCAGCACGACCUGGACCUGCCCCAGCAGGGCAGAAAUGGUUACGGAACACAAAGCUAACAGGUAAUGAGAUGCUUUAA